AUGGCUACUCCUUCUGGAAACAAUACUGUUCAGUCUGAAGAGGAUGAAUCUUUUGAGCAUCUUGAUGUGCACAAAGAGUAUCUCACACCAGAAGAAAUGGAAGAAAAGAUUAAAGCAUUGGGUGAUAGUGGAAGGCCUGUUAAUAUAUUAGUGGUUGGCCCAGUUGGUGCUGGUAAGUCAACGCUUGUCAAUGCUAUGUUUGGGAAGGAUGUAGCUGAAGUUGGACUCAGUGCAAGAGCCAUUACAACAGAAGUUCAUUCUUAUGAGGGAGAGUAUAAUGGUGUGAAGAUUAAAGUGUAUGAUACAGUUGGGUUUAGAGAUGCCAGAGUCAAAAGUAAUACAAAUAUUUUGUUGGAUAUUGCUAAGCAUGGUCAGUUUGAUCUUAUCCUCAUUUGCUUAAAGUUAGGAGGUAGAGCUGACCGAAGAAUGUUCUUAGAACUGGCCUCUGUCUUACAUAGUGAAAUGUGGAAGAGGACAGUUGUUGUAUUGACAUUUGCAAACCAGUUCGAGACACUCGAGAGUGAAAAAGAAUCUAAAGACGUGGAAAGUGGAAUAAAAGUGCAGAUAAAUGGGCACAAAGCAUGUGUUGCUGAAUUUCUUUCUAAAAGCGUUAAUAAAGAAGUAGUUGAGGAUAUACCAUUCUGUUUAGCUGGGUUACAAGAUGAAAAGAAGCUACCUACUGUAGACAACUGGCUGAUUACACUGUGGAACACAUCCAUUUAUCGGUCAAGUGAUGAGGCACGUCCAUUGUUAUCAUUUUAUUAUGAAACAUAUCGAGCUUUUAUUGAAAUAGCUGGUUCUACCGGUGGUAAAGCUAUUAUAAUAGGUGCUAGUAUUGGAGCAUUAGCUGGUUCUGUAUUACCUGUUACAGGUUCUGUAAUAGGAGCUGGAAUUGGAGCUGGAAUUGGAGCUGGAGUAGGAGCUGGUAUAGGAUGGCUCUAUUCAAAAUAA
Amphimedon queenslandica is the source of this 951-nucleotide messenger RNA. RefSeq lists its product as uncharacterized. The coding region runs from base 1 to 951 and encodes 316 amino acids. The record is from RefSeq and is a predicted model, not a curated record. NCBI's taxonomy places the organism in Eukaryota, Metazoa, Porifera, Demospongiae, Haplosclerida, Niphatidae. The transcript has a single exon. Gene Ontology annotation, molecular function: GTP binding.